AUGUCGUCGUUGCAUGCGUUGCAUGCAUCUUUGGUACAACAAGAAUAUAUUAUAACUAAUAGAGGCUCAAAAUCUUCAGGAAAGAACUCUGCAGCCUCGAGCGAUAAUUCGAACGCCCCAACAAUUGUAGUUGUUAAUGCUGGAGAGCAGAGAGGGCAUGCCACCCCCCCAGAAAAUACAGCGCCUUUAUCGCCUGCUGGUAAUCCACACAAAUCUCAUUCAAAAGAAGAGCCUCCUAAACGAGACCCUUUGAAUCGUUUGAAGGGGACACCUAAAGACGUUAUUCCUAUAAGCAAAGCACCACGUCGUCAAAGAUCGUCGAGGUUUCAUGUGACUGAAAAAGUCGAGUUGGAAAAAUUACCAAAUUUUAAUGAGGUUUCACCGGACAAAAGACAAGAACUUUUUCUUAGAAAGCUUACUCAAUGUUCGGUAAUUUUCGACUUCAAUGAUGCAAGCGCUGACCUUAAAGGAAAAGAGAUUAAGAGGUCAACACUGGCCGAACUCUUAGAUUAUAUCACUACAAAUCGAGGAGUAAUUACCGAACCAAUAUACCCCGAGGUCGUUUCGAUGUUUGCUAUCAAUCUUUUUAGAACCAUACCUCCACAAGUAAAUCCCACAGGUGACGCCUUCGAUCCCGACGAGGAUGAACCCGUACUCGAACUUGCUUGGCCUCAUCUUCAAAUCGUUUACGAAUUUUUUCUUCGAUUUAUUGAAUCACCUGAUUUCAACACGAAUAUUGCCAAAAAAUACAUCGAUCCACAAUUUAUAUUGCAAACAACAUUGCAUCGUAUUUAUGGAAAGUUCUUAAAUUUGCGCGCAUUUAUUCGAAGGUCCAUUAAUAAUGUGUUCUUUCAGUUCAUAUAUGAAACCGAACGUCAUAAUGGUAUUGCCGAGUUAUUGGAAAUCCUUGGAAGUAUUAUUAAUGGUUUUGCAUUACCAUUAAAAGAAGAACACAAAACAUUUCUCACAAAAGUCUUGAUACCUUUGCAUAAAGUCAAGUCUUUAACGUUAUAUCACCCUCAAUUAGCAUAUUGUGUUGUGCAAUUUUUGGAAAAGGAUCCAUCAUUAACAGAAGAAGUUAUUUGUGGCCUAUUGAGAUACUGGCCGAAAGUAAAUAGUCCCAAAGAAGUUAUGUUUUUAAAUGAAAUUGAGGAAAUCUUGGAUGUGAUAGAACCACAAGAAUUUGUAAAGAUUCAGGUUCCAUUAUUUCAACAAAUAGCUCGAUGCGUGUCAAGUCCACACUUUCAGGUGGCAGAAAGAGCGUUAUAUUAUUGGAACAACGAAUACAUUGUCAACCUGAUAGGUGAUAAUGUGAAUGUUAUUUUACCAGUAAUGUUUCCUUCUUUAUAUCAGAAUUCUAAGGCUCAUUGGAACCGUACCAUUCACGGCUUAGUAUACAACGCUUUGAAAUUGUUCAUGGAAAUCAAUCCAGCAUUAUUCGAUGAAUGUACGGCACAAUAUAAACAAAGUCGUCAAUUGGAAAAGAAAAAAAUGCGGGAACGAGAAGAUACAUGGCACAGAUUGGAAAGAACUGCUGCACACAAUGCUCAAGGACUUCCCCUUCCUUAUGCAAUUGGCGGACCUUUGAUAUCUUCAAGAACUGACGUGUCGACGAUUCAAACUUUUAAUGCGUUUGAUAAUGAUGAGAAUCAUUCAAGUGGUUAUGAGGACUCGGGUGAAGAUGAACGUCAAGAAGGAGACAGACAAGAAGAUGAGCAUGGAGAAUUGCAAGCUUUUGACGGAAGGCCAGAUGGUUUUAAUUUAUUCCGCCGAAAAUCAAUUAUACCUGUUGAUGAAUCUGUUUUGUCUGAAUUAUCAAGGCAUCGUAGUUUGGAAGAAGUUCUCAAUGGUCCACCAGAUGCUUCAGGCAGCCCAACAAAAAACCCUUAA
Molecule: messenger RNA, 1890 nt
Organism: Funneliformis mosseae
Lineage: Eukaryota; Fungi; Glomeromycota; Glomeromycetes; Glomerales; Glomeraceae
Source: the annotation of a GenBank genome assembly